This is a messenger RNA of Salvelinus namaycush (lake trout), 3078 nucleotides long. Its product is annotated as rho family-interacting cell polarization regulator 1-like. Bases 397 to 2565 code for a protein of 722 amino acids. The transcript is spliced from 17 exons. NCBI's taxonomy places the organism in Eukaryota, Metazoa, Chordata, Actinopteri, Salmoniformes, Salmonidae. The record is from RefSeq and is a predicted model, not a curated record.
UUUUCCGUUUACCCCAAACGCCACACCCCUUACUAGGGGGGGUUAACCCUGUGGCGUCGCCAGGAGAAGAGGGGGAGGGGAGGAGAUGAGAGAGAGUGACAGUGACAAAGUGAAACAUUUGUUGGGAUUCGGAGUAAGGAUAGCAGGACAGCGCCCAUGCUGAAAUAGGGUAGGCCUACCUUUUUUUUCUCACAUCGAAACAUCGGACUCUCGUGCUCUGGUCGGAAUAGCGGCGCAUGAAACAUCGGAUCCUAUGGACAUGUACGUAUCAACAGCAACUUGAUGUGUCCUAGGAUCUGUGGUAGCCACCCCGCCGUGCUAAGUCCUCCCAGCAUGCAGUAGGGGCGGUCCACCUUAACUCCACAGUUCACGGCAUCGCCCUCUAAAGGAGCCAGGAUGUUUACAGGUUCUACCAAGAACCCAACCCCUAAAAUACCUCAGCCUGAGAGGCUGGACGAGGUGUACUCCGCACUGAGGAGAGGCCUACAGUCAUUCCUGCAGGUCCACCAGCUGGAGCUGGGCAGCCUGGGGCAGCAGAUCAGAGAGAGCAAGAGAAAUGGCCGUCUGGGGUCUCUGUAUGAGUUGGAUAAGCAAGUGAAGGCUAUAGAGAGAUUUAUGCGUCGCUUGGAGUUCCACCUCAGCAAGGUAGAGGAGCUGUACGAUGCUUACUGUAUGCAGCGGCGGCUGCGGGAUGGGGCCAGCAAGAUGGUGGCAGCCUUUAACUCUGCCACAGGGAGCAAGGAGGCACGGGAGAGCCUGAAUGAGGCCAACAGGGGCUACAGGGAGUACACUGAGCACAUGUGUUCGCUGGAGAGUGAACUGGAGAACCAGAUGGGAGAGUUUCACAUCAAGAUGAAAGGUCUGAUUGGCUAUGCACGGUUGUGUGCAGGAGACCAAUAUGAGGUCCUGAUGCGUUACGGGCGUCAGCGCUGGAGGAUGAAAGGUCGUGUGGAGGUCAGCAGUAAACAGGUGUGGGACAGUGAGGACAACGUCUUCCUGCCUCUCAUCACAGAGCUCCUGUCAAUCAAGGUGACUGAGCUGAAGAGCUUGGCCAAUCACGUGGUGGUUGGCAGCGUGUCUUGUGAGACACUAGACCUGUUCUGUCCACUGCCUCAGACGGUUGCUGUGGAUAUCAACGACUUGGGGACAGUAAAACUGAACCUAGAGGUCAACUGGAGUCCGUUUGAUAAAGAUGACCAGACCUCGUCCUCCAGUACGGUUUCCAAGCGCUUUUUGUCCAAUCAGAGCCCUCCAGACACACCUUCCAUGCGCGAGCAGGUGUUUUAUUCUCUAUUGAGGAGACCAGGGGAGCUGGAGAAUGGUACAGUCUGGUCAAACUCCUCUGAAUCAUCAGACGACUCUUCCAGCCCAGCCAUGGGACACACACACAGGAUGAUGGCCACUCACAGCCUGCAGACCACACCCACUAUCCAGAUCUCCUUCAACCCCCGCCAAUCAAGCGUCUCUACCCCAUCCCUCUUGUCCAAUCAGGAGGAAGGGGAGCCAGACGCCACCAAGGGAUUUGGCAAAACAGACUCUGUGAAGUGUACACUGCUGAAUGGCCAUUUGAAGUGUUCUCAAUCUCUCACCCAUAUCAGUGAGAGAGCCAUAGACUGUGCUUCGACUAACAGGUUGUCUGACCAAUCAGUUGAGUCCUCUGAAACGCCAGAAACCCUACCCCGCUUAGACCUUGAAGUCUCCUGUGUGGCUUCUCACUGCUCUAACCAGGACAUGCAUGAAGCCUUGGACUUGCCUGGAUCUGGGGGCCCAGAGUCAUGUGUUUCAACCCCAGUGGAUCACUGUGAUGCUCCUCCAGCCUCAACACUGCAGGCCGAGAAGCCUAUGGCUGGAGUUGAGCCUCUUCCCACAGACCGUGUACUGGGAGAGGGACUGAGGGAGGAAAAGUCCUCCGCGGAACACAAUCACAGACUCCAAUCAACCCAGCCACAAGCGCUAACACUACCAGAAGAGACAGUGACUGGUCAAUCUCACAUUCGGUCCUUCAGCUUCACUCAGGAAGUUGAGACUGCCCUGGAGAGCUUUGAUUUUCUCAACUACUCUGACCUUGACGAUGAAGAAGAGGACGAGAAAGAACAAGCAGAAGAGGAAGAAGCUGAACAGAAGAGGGAUGAGAAGGAGAAGGAACAAGAGAAGGAAGACGAGACAAGGGACUCUGCUGAGAGGUCAGCAUUCCCUUCUAUUAUGUAUCAGGCUCUAACUGAACUCAUCCUGCCAUCUAGUGUUUGGAAAGUGGAAUGCAGUGAUGAGUGUGAGGACGAUGUUAUAGAAAUCAUUGUCGAGGCCCCUGAAGGCUUCCGGAAUGAGGACUGUCCUCUAGAUGCAGACUGCAGCUCUGAGGAGGAGGAGAGAAGCGAGCAGCUGCAGGCCUCCAGUGAGACAGAGGAAGAGGAAGAAAAAGAGAAGGAGAAAGUGGAAGACAAGAAGGAGGAGGAGCAGGUUACAGAGAUGGACAUCCCUGCCACACAGGAGCAUGGUGAUGAGGCAUCCUGUGUUGAGGAACCCCGCUCCUCAACCCACAGCAGUAUAGCCACCACUGUCCUUUAACAUAAUGGAGAUGCCACUUCUUCAGACCAUUAUCAGAUGCCAUCCUAAUCCCACCACUCUCUUAAGAGAUCCUUACCAUUUCACCACGAACAGAUCAAAGAGCUCCGCUCUUCUUCUUGAUCAGACAAGCGAUUUCUGCCAUGGAGGUGGAGAUUGCGCAAAUGAACAGAAAUAUAUUUGCCUCCCUCACUCCACUUGUGAUUGAAAACAUGAAUGACUGUUGUUGUCCACUCAUCCAAAGGCCACGUGUACACACACAGUCACCUUACAGUGAAGAUAGACAUUUUUAGUCUAAUGGAGCCUCUUCAAUCAGAAAGUGCCUCGAGUUACAGAAAGAUUGUCAGUUAACGAAUACAUGAAGAAAAUGAUAUUUUAUUACAAACCAGAGAAGAAUAUGAAUGAGUAUAAAGAAGAGUUUUGAUACAUUGUUUAUUUUCAGGAUGACUUACAGAUUGUGCACUAUAAAAGAUACAAUUAUUUACUGUUUCAUAUAAAUAAAUAAUGUUGAGCAAA